AUGAGGUUUCGUCUGGAAUCCAAUGGGCUAACCAGAGAGCAGGUGGUUACCUGUACCACUGCCGAGAGUGGUCUUGAGGCUCCUGAGGAAUACUUUGUCGAGCUCGAAGUAUAUGAAGAUAUGUACGGAAAGGCAAACCAGGAGGAUAUUGUCUUUGAUGAUCCUGAUGGCACUGGUUGCCUCAAAGCUGGUGUGAAUGUGCGAACGGGGUUGAGUGGCUGGCACAAGCGCAUAACCCGCAACUAUCGCGCUGUAUCACGCACAGCUGAUCUUCAUGAUGGUCAUGUCUUGGAUCCAAAUCGAAAUGAACUUGCACACAUGCAUGCAGCUGCAAAAGCUGCAGUGCUACGGAAGAAGGGUCCUGUUGCAAAGGAACUUGGCAUAGCUCGUCCUUUGAGCCUGACCGGCGGUGCUCUUGCAAUUGGAGCAGACACAUCCCAAGCUUCUUCAAGU
Messenger RNA from Durusdinium trenchii, 453 nucleotides. The record is from the annotation of a GenBank genome assembly. NCBI's taxonomy places the organism in Eukaryota, Dinophyceae, Suessiales, Symbiodiniaceae.